Silurus meridionalis is the source of this 1426-nucleotide messenger RNA. RefSeq names its product secondary ossification center associated regulator of chondrocyte maturation (gene snorc). NCBI's taxonomy places the organism in Eukaryota, Metazoa, Chordata, Actinopteri, Siluriformes, Siluridae. Bases 141 to 518 code for a protein of 125 amino acids. The record is from RefSeq and is a predicted model, not a curated record. The transcript is spliced from 3 exons. Gene Ontology annotation, biological process: cartilage development.
AUGUCUACUCUGUCUGGCAAGCGGACCCCUCCUUUUCCCAACUUUUCACCUUACUGCACCUCCACCCUUUCACACUACUACUACAUUGAGCUCUUGGUCUGGAAUUAGUGGUGAGACGCCUGGUGAACAGCACAGACAACAUGGCCUUUUACAGAAGCUUCGGCACGCAGUCCAGAUUUCUCUUCCUCACAGUUUUUGCCCUCUGUGUGGCUUUUAUACGCACAGAAACUGUGCCUGAGGCUGAGGCUUCUCCCACACUACAUAGUGAUAACCAGGGCACGCAGUCCGGAGAUGAUGGAACAGAUGCAGGCCAGGCCACUACUAAAGACCCGCCCCAGGACCGGACACAACCCACUUUCAAUUCAGAUUACACUGACAUCAUGGACACCACGACAAUGGAGGAGGAAGGUGUCCUUGGCCCAGGUGCCAUCACAGCCAUUGUCAUUGCUGUGUUCCUUGGAGCCUCUGUUCUCCUCGCCCUUGUUGUCAUCACACUCCGAAAAUUUACUGCAUCUUAGAGGAGGAGGGCCUCCUGUUUAUAAUGUUCCUGUCUGUCUGUCUGUCUGCUUUCACUCUCUCUCACAUACAUAUGUGCUCAUACUAAUUCAUAUCUUUAUUGUAUUCAACCUUCAAACUUGGCAGGUCCCUUGUGGUUGGCAUAUGAUUGUUCACAUGGUCCAUUCAUUUAUAGAAACUGUAACAACCAAGCCAUAACUACAACUAUUUUCAAAAUAAAUAAUUUCAAAGAUGUUUUAAAGGUCCGUGUUUAAUUAAUAGGACUGAUCAUACUUUUUUUUUUUUAUUAUUUGUUUUCAGAGAUGUUCGUUAUUUGAAGUGAUAGAUAAGACAAUUAAACCCAACUUGGAUCUAAUUUUGUGAUUUCCUGACCUUUCUCUCUACAAAUGUCACUAAGAUAGUAAAUGAGAUCACACUAGUGAAAUAAGCAGAUGUGUUCAUUUUUAAAGAUAUAGUGAACAUCUAACACACAUCAAACGGUUAUCUUAAAGCUUUAAAAGAUAAAAUAAAGUGUGUGUGAGUGUGUGUUCCAGUUUCAAAUAAAGUGGGAGAAAAUGUACUCUGCAGAACAGAAUCAAUGCAUUCAAUGCAUUUAGCAAAUGUGCAUGUGUGUCUGGAUAAAUUUGUGUCAUAAUUACUUAUAAUUAAUGAAUUAGUUAAAGAUAUAUGUAGUGCUUUGACUAUAAUCAGCUUAUGAUGCUUGAUGUACUGAUGUACUUUUAGGUGUUUAUAUUAAAUUCUUUAUAUUAAUAUGUUGAUUAGCACCAAACCUUGUCUGUGAUUUUAAGUUUUAGAAAGGAUGUCAGACCAAAUAUUGAUUAUUCAUUACAAAUCAUUCACUGAAUUUGAUACUAUUCUCCCCACUGUUUCAAAUAUCUGUUGUAUAGUAACAAAAUGGAAACAUAUAAAU